CGAUACUCAUAUCAACGUGAAGCGGUCUUUUACACUGAUCGAGACAGAGAGCAUGCAGCAAUCGGACCAAACAAAUAAGAUAAUAUAUGAAUGCAAUUAAGACAUAUAUAUAGAUAUAUAAAUCAAGUGAGAAAUAUGUGUGAUAUAGCCGUUGCACCCGAUCAGCGCAACGUUGAAAUCAAGGCGCGCAUACCCGGCGGCCCAUCUGAAUUUGAACGACGUCUGGCCAUUGCCCGUCAGCUAACAAACUCCGAUGGCGAGUUGAUUAUCCAACGCGAUGUCUUCUUCAAUUCACCAAAGGGUGGUCGAUUGAAGCUGCGCUAUUUAGAGCCUCCGGCACGUUCCCAGCUGGUCUACUAUGACAGACCCGACGUAGCCGGUCCGAAGCUCUCCAAGUAUAACAAAAUCGAUGUAGACGAACCGUCCGUGCUGGAAAAGAUGCUUGGCCAAUCGAACGGUGCACUGGGCGUGCUGGCCAAACGGCGACUGCUCUUUCUACAUGAACAAACUCGCAUACAUAUGGAUGAUGUGCAGGAUCUGGGCCAUUUUAUGGAAUUCGAAGUGUGCCUGCGACCCGAACAGACCCUGCAACAAGGCCAAGCCAUUGCCGAGCAGCUGAGCCGCACAUUCGAUAUUGCUGCAGAUGAUUUAAUGACGGGUUCUUAUUUCGAUGCAUUGAACAAGGGCGGUGAUUCAUAAACUAGAAUCUCUGCUAUAUAGGCUUUUGCUUGCCCUUUUUCUGUCAAUAUCUUUAGAUCUGAACCUCUGGGAUUUUAUAAAUAUUCAAAUAGAUAU
Molecule: messenger RNA, 795 nt
Organism: Drosophila hydei
Lineage: Eukaryota; Metazoa; Arthropoda; Insecta; Diptera; Drosophilidae
Exons: 1
Coding region: 91-699 (202 amino acids)
Source: RefSeq, a predicted model, not a curated record